UGGAUUUACAAAACCACUUGUGUUUUUCUUGAAGGAGUGAGAGAGAAGAGGAGGAGACAGACAGGCAGACAGGCAGGGCUGGCCCAGUGCUGGUGUCUGGAGCUUCUCGACCCAGCAGUGACUGGCUCUGCUCCCGGGACAGGCAGCAUGCUGACAGCUGGAGACUGACCCACCAUGUCUACAUGGACCCCCCUUCCCAGCCUCCCUGCCCAGCCCAGCGCCUCCUCCCUCUGCCUGGUCUGGGUCUCCAUGCUCCUGCUGCUCCCAGCCUCCACCCUUGGGUUCUGCCUAGGCUCCCCGGGCCCCCUCGCCCCCCCGGGCCCCCUCGCCCCCCCGGGCCCUCUGGUCGGGGCGGCUACUCCUCCUGGCUGCUGGACCGAUGGGUUAGGGUUAGACGGCCGCGCAGCUACAACCACCUGGAAGGCGACGUGAGGCUCCGGAGACUCUACUCUGCAAACAGGUUCUUCCUCUGCAUCGACAAGGCCGGCAAGGUGGACGGAACACGCCGGAAAAACUAUGCAGAAAGUCUGCUGGAGAUCCGCUCGGUCAGUGUCGGGGUUGUGGCCAUCAAGUCUGUCAGCACCGGUCUGUACCUGGCCAUGUCCAAGAAAGGAACUCUCUUCGGCUCGGUGAAGUACAGCCCCAGCUGUAAGUUUAAGGAGCGGAUCGAGGAGAACGGUUACAACACGUACGCCUCAGUCCGCUGGAAACAUGGCGGCCGGCAGAUGUUCGUGUCUCUGAACGGCCGGGGGAAACCGAGGCGAGGCCACAAGGCCCGCAGGAGACACCCCUCCACCCACUUCCUCCCCAUGCUGCCUUCCUAGCUACGCCCCCUGCGCUGCUAUUGGUCACCCCUCCACCCACUUCCUCCCCAUGCUGCCUUCCUAGCUACGCCCCCUGCGCUGCUAUUGGUCACCCCUCCACCCACUUCCUCCCCAUGCUGCCUUCCUAGCUACGCCCCCUGCGCUGCUAUUGGUCACCCCUCCACCCACUUCCUCCCCAUGCUGCCUUCCUAGCUACGCCCCCUGCGCUGCUAUUGGUCACCCCUCCACCCACUUCCUCCCCAUGCUGCCUUCCUAGCUACGCCCCCUGCGCUGCUAUUGGUCAGCCCUCACACCCAGGCCUGCCCACCUCUGUUGUGGAUGUACAGUGAUGUUCAUAUUCGCCGUCUGUCUCUCUCUCCAGACCUCCCCCUCUCUGGAACACCCAAACUGUAACCCCUGACCCCUCAACACCACCCCGACUCUGACCCUACGGGGUGGGGUUCUCCAUGCUGGUCUGACCCCUGACCCAUCAGCACCCUGACUCUAGGGGGUAAUCCCUCCACCCACACAAUCUCCCACCCCUCCACCCCCGUCCUCUACCCCUCCAGUCCUCCAGUCCCCCAGUCCUCCAGUCCCCCAC
Molecule: messenger RNA, 1404 nt
Organism: Osmerus eperlanus (European smelt)
Lineage: Eukaryota; Metazoa; Chordata; Actinopteri; Osmeriformes; Osmeridae
Gene: fgf22
Product: fibroblast growth factor 22
Exons: 3
Coding region: 183-824 (213 amino acids)
Biological process (GO): cell differentiation; regulation of cell migration; positive regulation of protein phosphorylation
Cellular component (GO): cytoplasm
Molecular function (GO): growth factor activity; fibroblast growth factor receptor binding
Source: RefSeq, a predicted model, not a curated record